UACACUGGGUUUGCGUUACCAGGCAGCUUUAUCAGUGCUGAAAGCCUUGUCGUCCACUACCUCCAACUACUUCAGCAGGAGAGAUUAUCCGGUGACCGCGUACAACAGCCGGCGUCGCUAUAACUCGCCGACGAGCUCCGCUUCCGUGCGCGUCGUCUGGUUCAAGCCCCUAUUUACCGCCGCACUUCUCUCUGUUUCUUCUUCAAAAACAUUGAGCUGCGUUCUCGUUCCGGCUUGUGACUCAUUGACGAAGCUUCAAACCCUACAGGGGGGACGGUAGAGAAGAGCGAGCCCAAGCAGGGAUGGGAUUUUUAGCGCUUGAUAUAUUUGGGUCGGCCCCAUCGAAGCAGGAAGCCGUGGAUGCAGUCCACGACCUUCAGAUGAUACCAUUGCCGCAGACUAUCUCCCGCUUUGCUGGAGAUGAAGCGAACUUCUUUUCAGAAGGUGCAAUUGUUCGAAGGCCCUUGCUGCACGAACAGGUGAAGAUAAAAUCUUUAUCCGGGUUAGAACGAAGUCGGCCUGGACAACAGAUUUACAAAUCGAGCUCAGUACUUUCUCAGACUCAACAUAAAAUUCUAAAUGCGCUGCAUCUCCUUUUGGUAAAUUCAUCUGUUAAGGACAUGGUGGUUUCAUUGUCAACUGACAAAGCUGUCUGGAAUGCUGUCAUGAAGAAUGAGAUGGUUCGAGAAUUCAAGAAAACAUAUCAUGUGGACAAGUACUUGAAACAUGUGGAAUAUGCUUCAGAUGCAAACCCUGACAUUACUGCCCAGAUUUUAAGCUGGCUUUUCGGGAUUGCCAAAGCAGCAGUGAUGAAAUUUAUGGACGAUAUCUUCAAUCUUGUGAGCAAACUCUUCGAUCAACAGACGAAAGAAAACACCAUGGAAACUGUAAGUGAUUUGGUGAGUUCUUCCUUCAUGCUCUCUGUUCUGGUCUUCAUUAUCGUCAUAUUAAAGCGCAGCUGGAGUUCUAUUGAUUCAUAAUGCUUCUUUGGUGUUCAUCUAAACUUUCUGUAAAAUCUUACUGCAGUGCUGUAAAACAGACUUUGAUUUUCUUUUGCAUAUUUGAACUGUAAUUUGAAGAUUUGUAACUGUAAAUUACUAAUUUUAUCAUCCUUUUUAUUU
Phalaenopsis equestris is the source of this 1121-nucleotide messenger RNA. RefSeq lists its product as uncharacterized. The transcript is spliced from 5 exons. The record is from RefSeq and is a predicted model, not a curated record. Bases 303 to 980 code for a protein of 225 amino acids. NCBI's taxonomy places the organism in Eukaryota, Viridiplantae, Streptophyta, Magnoliopsida, Asparagales, Orchidaceae.